Molecule: messenger RNA, 5278 nt
Organism: Sus scrofa (pig)
Lineage: Eukaryota; Metazoa; Chordata; Mammalia; Artiodactyla; Suidae
Product: ATP-dependent translocase ABCB1
Biological process (GO): oligopeptide export from mitochondrion
Cellular component (GO): mitochondrial inner membrane
Molecular function (GO): ABC-type oligopeptide transporter activity; ATP hydrolysis activity; ATP binding
Source: RefSeq, a predicted model, not a curated record
GGGGCAACAGAAGCAAGGACAUUCCUCCUGCAAUUCCAACCUGUUUCCUAACUCAUAGUGCAAUCAGCUUCAAUCGAGAGGGCGGGGAGUACUUCUGAGCGGUCCGGCUGAUUGGCAGGGCUGCAGAGCUUUUGGGUGUGGGCUGCAGGCCCCCUGCGCCUUUGCCCCAGGAAGCCAGGACAUAUUUGAGCAGCGGCUCCUCCAAGGUUCAAAGUGGUUUAGGUCGCUGUGCGCAUCCACCGGAGGCUUCCUGUUAGAGUUUGCAUCUCUUCUUCCCAAAUCCACGUCGUGGUGGACGUUCCGAAGGAAAGCCCGAGGUCGCGAUGGAUCUUGAAGAAGGCCGAAACAAAGGAACGGGGAAGAAGAACUUCUUAAAAAGGGACCAAAAAAGUAAAAAUGAUAAGAAAGAAAAGAAACCAGCUGUCAGUGUUUUGGCCAUGUUUCGCUAUUCGAACUGGCUUGAUGUGUUGUAUAUGUUGCUGGGGACUACGGCUGCCAUCGUGCACGGAACUGGACUGCCCCUCAUGAUGCUGGUUUUUGGAGAAAUGAUAGAUAGCUUCGCAAGUGUAGGAAAUUUGGCACACAUAAAAAUUCCCAAUGUAACUAGUGGAAGUCUUAAGAAUCAUACACAUUUUGGCUGCACACUGGAGGAAAAAGUGACCAAGUACGCCUAUUAUUACAGUGCCAUUGGUGCUGGUGUGCUUGUUGCCGCUUACAUCCAGGUUUCGUUCUGGUGCAUGGCAGCCGGAAGACAGAUAUACAAAAUCAGAAAACAGUUUUUUCAUGCUAUCAUGCAGCAGGAGAUAGGCUGGUUUGAUAUGCAUGAUGUUGGGGAGCUUAACACCCGGCUCACAGAUGACAUCUCCAAAAUUAAUAAUGGAAUUGGUGACAAAAUUGGAGUGUUCUUUCAGUUACUAGCAACGUUCAUCAUCGGUUUUAUAUCAGCAUUUUCACGUGGUUGGAAGCUGGCUCUUGUGGUUAUGACCGUCAGUCCUAUUCUUGGUCUGUCAGUUGCUGUCUGGGCAAAGAUACUGUCUUCAUUUACUGAUAAAGAACUCUUGGCCUAUGCAAAAGCUGGAGCAGUAGCUGAAGAGGUGUUAGCCGCCAUUAGAACUGUGAUUGCAUUUGGAGGACAAAAGAAAGAACUUGAAAGGUAUAACAAAAAUUUGGAAGAAGCCAAAAGGAUUGGAAUAAAGAAAGCUGUUACAGCCAACAUUUCUAAUGGUGCCACUUUCCUGUUGAUUUAUGCAUCCUAUGCCCUGGCAUUCUGGUAUGGGACCACCUUGGUCCUCUCAAAUGAAUAUACUAUUGGACAAGUAAUCACUGUCUUCUUUUCUGUGUUAAUUGGGGCUUUUAGUAUUGGACAGGCCUCUCCAAGCAUUGAGGCAUUUGCAAAUGCAAGAGGAGCAGCUUAUGAAAUAUUCAAAAUCAUUGAUAGCAAGCCAAGCAUUGACAGCUAUUCGAAGAAUGGACACAAACCAGAUAAUAUCAAGGGAAAUCUGGAAUUCAGAAACGUUCACUUCAGUUACCCAUCUCGAAAUGAAGUUAAGAUCUUGAAGGGGCUCAACUUGAAGGUAGAGAGCGGGCAGACGGUGGCCCUGGUCGGCAACAGCGGCUGUGGGAAAAGCACGACGGUCCAGCUGAUGCAGAGGCUCUAUGACCCCACGGAGGGCGUGGUCAGUAUUGACGGACAGGACAUCAGGACGAUCAACGUAAGGUAUCUGCGGGAAAUUAUCGGCGUGGUGAGCCAGGAGCCCGUGCUCUUUGCCACCACGAUAGCUGAGAACAUUCGCUAUGGCCGGGAAAAUGUCACCAUGGAAGAGAUUGAGAAAGCUGUGAAGGAAGCCAACGCCUAUGACUUUAUCAUGAAACUGCCUAACAAAUUUGACACCCUGGUUGGAGAGAGAGGGGCCCAGCUGAGUGGUGGACAGAAGCAGAGAAUCGCCAUCGCUCGGGCCCUGGUUCGUAACCCGAAGAUCCUCCUGCUGGAUGAGGCCACGUCAGCGCUGGACUCGGAGAGUGAAGCAGUGGUUCAGGUGGCCCUGGAUAAGGCCAGAGAAGGCCGGACCACCAUUGUGAUAGCCCAUCGUUUGUCCACAGUUCGCAAUGCCGAUGUCAUUGCUGGUUUUGAUGAUGGAGUCAUUGUGGAGAAAGGCAGUCAUGAUGAACUCAUGAAGGAGAAAGGCAUUUACUUCAAACUUGUUACAGUGCAGACAAAAGGCAAUGAAAUAGAAUUAGAAAAUGCAGUGGAUGAAGCUGAUGCCUUGGACAUGUCUCCAAAAGAUUUCGGAUCCAGUCUACUAAGAAGAUCAACUCGCAAGAGUAUCAAGGGACCACAAGGCCAAGACAGAAAGCUUAGUACAAAAGAAGGCUUGGAUGAACACGUACCUCCAGUUUCCUUUUGGAGGAUUCUGAAGCUGAAUAUAACUGAAUGGCCUUAUUUUGUGGUUGGCAUAUUUUGUGCCAUUAUAAACGGAGGUCUGCAACCAGCAUUUUCAAUAAUAUUUUCAAGGAUGAUAGGGGUUUUUACAAGAAAUGAUGAUCGUGAAACCAAACGACAGCAUAGUAACAUGUUUUCACUCUUGUUUCUAAUGCUUGGAAUUAUUUCUUUUAUUACAUUCUUCCUUCAGGGCUUCACGUUUGGCAAAGCCGGAGAGAUCCUCACCAAGAGGCUGCGGUACAUGGUUUUCAGGUCCAUGCUGAGACAGGAUGUGAGCUGGUUCGAUGACCCUAAAAACACCACGGGAGCAUUGACGACCAGGCUUGCCAAUGAUGCUGCUCGAGUUAAAGGGGCUAUUGGUGCCAGGCUUGCUGUCAUUACCCAGAAUAUAGCAAAUCUUGGGACAGGGAUUGUUAUGUCCUUCAUCUUCGGCUGGCAACUAACACUUUUACUCUUGGUGAUUGUACCCGUCAUUGCAAUAGCAGGAGUUGUUGAAAUGAAAAUGUUAUCUGGACAAGCAAUGACAGAUAAGGAAGAGCUAGAAGGUGCGGGGAAGAUUGCCACUGAAGCAAUAGAAAACUUCCGAACUGUUGUUUCUUUGACUCGGGAGGAGAAGUUUGAAUCUAUGUAUGACCAGAGCUUACAGAUACCAUACAGUAACUCUUUGAGGAAGGCACACAUCUUCGGAAUCACUUUUGCCAUCACCCAGGCAAUGAUGAAUUUUUCUUAUGCUAUCUGUUUCCGGUUUGGCGCCUACUUGGUACAACAUGGCUACAUGGAGUUUCAGGAUGUUCUCUUAGUCUUCUCAGCUAUUGUCUAUGGUGCCAUGGCCAUGGGGCACGUAAGUUCAUUUGCUCCUGACUACGCUGAAGCCAAAGUGUCUGCAGCCCACAUCAUCAUGAUCAUUGAGAAGACCCCUCUGGUUGACAGCUACAGCACCACAGGCCUAAAGCCGAAUACCAUGGAAGGAAAUCUGACAUUUAAUGAAGUCAUGUUCAACUACCCCACUCGACCAGACAUCCCAGUGCUUCAGGGGCUGAGCCUGGAGGUGAAGAAGGGCCAGACCCUGGCCUUGGUGGGCAGCAGUGGCUGUGGGAAGAGCACGGUGGUCCAGCUCCUGGAGCGGUUCUAUGACCCCCUGGCUGGAAAAGUGCUAAUUGACGGCAAGGAGAUUAAAGAACUAAAUGUCCAGUGGCUCCGAGCACACAUGGGCAUCGUGUCCCAGGAGCCCAUCCUGUUUGACUGCAGCAUUGCUGAGAACAUCGCCUAUGGGGACAACAGCCGGGUCGUGUCUCAGGAGGAGAUCGUGCAGGCGGCCAAGGAGGCCAACAUCCACCCCUUCAUCGAGACACUGCCUGAUAAAUAUAACACCAGAGUGGGAGACAAAGGAACGCAGCUCUCUGGGGGCCAGAAACAGCGCAUUGCAAUAGCUCGUGCCCUUGUCAGACAGCCUCUCAUUUUGCUUCUGGAUGAAGCUACAUCGGCUCUGGAUACACAAAGUGAAAAGGUUGUCCAAGAAGCCCUGGACAAAGCCAGAGAAGGCCGCACCUGCAUCGUGAUCGCUCACCGCCUGUCCACCAUCCAGAACGCAGACUCGAUCGUGGUGAUUCAGAAAGGCAAAGUCCGGGAGCAUGGCACACACCAGCAGCUACUGGCACAGAAAGGCAUCUAUUUCUCCAUGGUCAGCGUCCAGGCUGGAACAAAGCACUUAUCAACUGUGAUGAUAUGAGCUGUUAUAUAUUGUUUAAUAUUUGUGUUAAAAUAUGGCAUUUAGGAGUUUCCUUUGUGGCUCAGCAGUAACGAACCAGACUAGUAUCCAUGAGGAUGGGGGUUCAAUCCUUGGCCUCACUCAGUGGGUUAAGGAUCCAGUGUUGUGGUGAGCUGACGUGUAGGUUGCAGACUCAUUUCACAUCUUGGCAUUGCUGUGGUGUAGGCCUGCAGCUGCAGUUCUGGUUGGAUCCCUAGCCUGGGAACUUCCAUAUGCCACAGGUGUGGCCCUAAAAAAAUAAUAAUCAAAUUCUUUAAAAAUAUGGCAUUUAAUCAAAAUUUGAAAAGUCAACACUUACGGGAAAAUCCAUGUACAAUAACUUGUUUAACAUUUCUUGCUACCACUGAAGAUCAUUCCACCAAGUUCAGAAUGAAGAGAGAGUUGAAAUUAAACUGAGUUUCAUUUACUAAAGAUCAAAUUAAACUGAAUUUCAUUCACUGAAGAUCAUUCCACCAAGUUUUCUGAAGAGACAGUUUGAAUUAAAGAAACAAACAAAAAAAAUUAAAUGGAAUAAAGGCUUUAAUUGCACUAUAAAAUUUAUAGAAUUCAAAGUUGAUUUUGUUAAGUGUAAAUUUUUAUUUAUAUUUUCUUUUUUCAGACUGUAACUGAUUACCUUGCUAAAAGAUUGUAGAAAUAGCAAAAAGUACUGAAUGUUUGCAUGAAGUGCCCAUAAUAAAACUAAAGAUUUAUAUAACUCAAGUCAUCUUGUCUAAAAUGCCUAUAAUUUAUCUUCUCCCAGUUGGAUUACUCAAGAUCAUUUCUGCAAUUAAAAGACUUAAGUAGUUUCCAUUGUGGCUAAGCAGUAAGGAACCCGACUAGUAUCUAUGAGGACAUGAGUUCAGUCCCUGGCCUCGCUCAGUGGGUUAAGGAUCUGGCAUUGACAUGAGCUGUGGGCAGUGGAGGUUGCAGAUGUGGCUGUUGCUGUGGUAUAGGCGGGUAGCUAGUGCUCCAGUCUGACCUCUUAGCCUGGGAACUUCCAUAUGCCAUGGGUGUGGCCCUAAAAAAACAAACAAACAAACAAAAAAAGCCUUCUUUAAAAACCCCUAUUAUCCCAUUCUUGGGCAUGUAUC